Urocitellus parryii (Arctic ground squirrel) is the source of this 6675-nucleotide messenger RNA. Lineage: Eukaryota; Metazoa; Chordata; Mammalia; Rodentia; Sciuridae. The record is from RefSeq and is a predicted model, not a curated record.
GCUGCGGCUGGAGCCGAGCGCGCCGCGUCGCCCGCCGCCGGUGCGGAGCGUGGGGAGCACUCGGCCGCAGCCGUCGCCCGCCGCGGAGGGUGCUGCUCCGCGCCGCUGGCCAGGCCGCCCUGUGCCCGGGCCUUUCCGUCCUUGGAGCGGAUUGUUGCCCGCCGGGCGCCCGCCUAGAGCGACAGCACUCGCCAGAGCUGAGGCCGCGGUGGCGGCUGUGCCCAUGCCCGGGUGUCCACACUAAACCAUUUUCCCACCAUCACCACACCUUGCCUGGCCACUGGGACUGCAGGUGGCCACCUAUUCCCAUCUGUGGCUGAGCUGAGGCUACUUCUGUGAGAAGGCCCGACAGAUAGGAUGGGUGAUAUGGCCAACAGCUCCAUCGAAUUCCACCCCAAGCCCCAGCAGCAGCGGGAGGCCCCCCAUGCGGGCGGCUUUGGGUGCACAUUGGCUGAGCUGCGCACCCUCAUGGAGCUCCGAGGGGCUGAGGCACUACAGAAGAUCCAGGAGGCCUACGGAGAUGUCAGUGGGCUUUGCAGGAGGCUGAAGACCUCACCCACAGAGGGACUGGCGGACAGCACCAACGACUUGGAGAAGCGCAGGCAGAUCUAUGGGCAGAACUUUAUCCCUCCCAAGCAGCCCAAGACGUUCUUGCAGCUGGUGUGGGAGGCCCUGCAGGAUGUGACCCUCAUCAUCCUGGAGGUGGCCGCCAUCGUCUCCCUGGGCCUCUCCUUCUAUGCACCCCCUGGAGAGGAGAGUGAAGCCUGUGGGAAUGUAUCCGGUGGGGCAGAAGAUGAGGGGGAGGCUGAGGCUGGCUGGAUCGAAGGGGCUGCCAUCCUGCUGUCUGUCAUCUGUGUGGUGCUUGUCACGGCCUUUAAUGACUGGAGCAAGGAGAAGCAGUUUCGAGGCCUGCAGAGCCGCAUUGAGCAGGAGCAGAAGUUCACAGUCAUCCGGAAUGGGCAGCUCCUCCAGGUCCCUGUGGCUGCACUGGUGGUGGGGGACAUCGCUCAGGUCAAGUAUGGAGACCUGCUGCCUGCCGAUGGCGUGCUCAUCCAGGGCAACGACCUGAAGAUCGAUGAGAGCUCUCUGACAGGCGAGUCGGAUCAUGUGCGCAAGUCAGCUGAUAAAGACCCUAUGCUGCUUUCAGGCACUCAUGUCAUGGAAGGUUCUGGAAGAAUGGUGGUAACGGCCGUUGGUGUAAACUCCCAGACAGGCAUUAUCUUUACCUUGCUUGGAGCUGGUGGAGAGGAGGAGGAGAAAAAAGAUAAGAAAGGAAAGCAGCAAGAUGGGGCGAUGGACAGUAGCCAGACCAGAGCUAAAAAGCAGGAUGGGGCAGUUGCCAUGGAAAUGCAGCCCCUGAAGAGCGCAGAGGGUGGGGAGAUGGAGGAGCGAGAGAAGAAGAAAGCCAACGUGCCCAAGAAGGAGAAGUCAGUUCUACAGGGGAAGCUCACAAAACUGGCUGUGCAGAUUGGAAAAGCAGGGCUGGUGAUGUCUGCCAUCACCGUCAUCAUCCUGGUCCUCUACUUUGUGAUUGAGACCUUCGUUGUGGAUGGCCGGAUGUGGCUGGCAGAGUGCACACCCGUCUAUGUGCAGUACUUCGUGAAGUUCUUCAUCAUCGGUGUCACUGUGUUGGUUGUGGCUGUCCCUGAGGGCCUGCCUCUUGCCGUCACCAUCUCCUUGGCUUACUCUGUCAAGAAAAUGAUGAAGGACAACAACCUGGUACGCCACCUGGAUGCCUGUGAGACCAUGGGCAAUGCCACUGCCAUCUGCUCAGACAAGACGGGCACGCUCACCACCAACCGGAUGACUGUGGUCCAGUCCUACUUAGGAGAUACCCACUACAAAGAGAUUCCAGCCCCCAGUGCCCUGACCCCCAAGAUCCUUGACCUCCUGGUCCAUGCCAUCUCCAUCAACAGUGCCUACACCACCAAAAUACUACCUCCAGAGAAGGAAGGCGCUCUCCCACGCCAAGUGGGCAAUAAGACGGAGUGUGCUCUGCUGGGCUUUGUCCUGGACCUGAAGCGGGACUUCCAGCCUGUGCGGGAGCAGAUUCCAGAAGAUAAGCUUUACAAAGUGUACACCUUCAACUCAGUCCGCAAGUCCAUGAGCACGGUCAUCCGCAUGCCUGACGGCGGCUUCCGCCUCUUCAGCAAGGGGGCUUCGGAAAUCCUGCUCAAAAAGUGCACCAACAUCUUAAACAGCAAUGGUGAACUCCGAAGUUUUCGUCCUCGGGACCGGGAUGACAUGGUGAAGAAGAUCAUUGAGCCAAUGGCUUGCGACGGCCUCCGUACCAUCUGCAUCGCCUACCGAGACUUCUCUGCAGGCCAGGAGCCUGACUGGGACAACGAGAAUGAGGUGGUGGGUGACCUCACCUGCAUAGCUGUCGUGGGCAUUGAGGAUCCCGUACGGCCUGAGGUCCCUGAAGCUAUCCGCAAAUGCCAGCGUGCAGGCAUCACAGUUCGCAUGGUGACUGGAGACAACAUCAACACGGCCCGGGCCAUUGCAGCCAAGUGUGGCAUCAUCCAACCAGGAGAGGACUUCCUGUGCUUGGAAGGGAAGGAGUUCAACAGGAGAAUCCGCAACGAGAAAGGCGAGAUAGAACAAGAGCGGCUGGACAAGGUGUGGCCCAAGCUGAGGGUGCUCGCCAGGUCGUCUCCCACCGACAAGCACACUCUAGUCAAAGGGAUCAUCGACAGCACUACUGGUGAGCAGCGGCAGGUGGUGGCAGUGACUGGAGAUGGCACCAACGAUGGGCCAGCCCUCAAGAAGGCAGAUGUGGGCUUUGCCAUGGGGAUUGCAGGAACUGACGUGGCCAAGGAGGCCUCUGACAUCAUCCUGACCGAUGACAACUUCACCAGCAUUGUCAAGGCAGUCAUGUGGGGCCGCAACGUCUAUGACAGCAUCUCCAAGUUCUUGCAGUUCCAGCUGACAGUCAACGUUGUGGCUGUGAUUGUGGCCUUCACAGGCGCCUGCAUCACUCAGGACUCUCCUCUCAAAGCUGUGCAGAUGUUGUGGGUGAACUUGAUCAUGGACACAUUUGCUUCUCUGGCCCUGGCAACGGAGCCUCCCACAGAGUCACUGCUGCUGCGGAAGCCUUAUGGCCGGGACAAACCCCUCAUCUCUCGCACCAUGAUGAAGAAUAUCCUAGGCCAUGCAGUCUAUCAGCUCACCAUCAUCUUCACCCUGCUCUUUGUCGGGGAGCUCUUCUUUGACAUCGACAGUGGGAGGAAUGCACCUCUGCACUCCCCGCCCUCAGAGCACUACACCAUCAUCUUUAACACCUUCGUCAUGAUGCAGCUCUUCAAUGAGAUCAAUGCCCGCAAGAUCCAUGGCGAAAGGAAUGUCUUUGAUGGCAUCUUCAGCAACCCCAUCUUCUGCACCAUUGUCCUGGGUACCUUUGGAAUUCAGAUUGUCAUCGUCCAGUUUGGCGGGAAGCCCUUCAGCUGCUCCCCUCUGUCCACAGAGCAGUGGCUCUGGUGCCUGUUUGUUGGUGUUGGGGAGCUGGUCUGGGGACAGGUCAUCGCCACCAUCCCCACCAGCCAGCUCAAGUGCCUGAAGGAAGCUGGACAUGGGCCUGGGAAAGAUGAGAUGACUGAUGAGGAACUGGCCGAGGGGGAAGAGGAGAUAGACCAUGCUGAGCGGGAACUGCGCAGGGGCCAGAUCCUCUGGUUCCGGGGCCUCAACCGGAUCCAGACGCAGAUGGAGGUAGUGAGUACCUUCAAGAGAAGCGGGUCAUUUCAGGGUGCUGUGCGCCGGCGGUCUUCGGUCCUCAGCCAGCUCCAUGACGUAACCAAUCUUUCUACCCCUACUCACGUAACUCUCUCUGCCGCCAAGCCCACCAGCGCUGCUGGCAAUCCGGGUGGUGAAAGCCUUCCGUAGCUCACUCUAUGAAGGCCUGGAGAAACCGGAAUCCAAGAGCUCCAUCCACAACUUCAUGGCAACGCCCGAGUUUCUGAUCAAUGACUACACCCACAACAUCCCGCUCAUCGAUGACACAGAUGUGGACGAGAACGAGGAGCGCCUGCGAGCACCCCCACCCCCAGCCCCCAACCAGAACAACAACGCCAUAGACAGCGGCAUCUACCUGGCCACGCAUGUCACCAAGUCAGCUACCUCUUCAGCAUUCUCUUCCAGGCCCGGGAGCCCGCUCCACAGCGUGGAGACGUCCCUCUAACCAGAACUUCUCUCGGCACAUGCACACUUGGACUCACAUGCAGUCACACGCACACAGUCACGCACACACACACUGGGGGGGGGGGAGCCCACACACCUGCCAAAGAGGGAAACGACUAAGGUGGCUGAAGAAUAUUCUUGUAAGAAGCCAAAUCCAUCCAGUAAGGUGCAGUCCGUCAGGCCUUCCACCUGGGACAGAGGAAGAGGAGAAGGAGGGAGUAGAUGGGCAAGUGGAGGAGGAGGGGGAAGGUUCUUCACCCAGAUGGGAAGAAGGAGAAAGGAGAGAGCAAGAACAGCUGUGCUCCCCACUUUUUUUCUACCAAUCCUUUUUUAAAGAACACUACAAUUUCACCAUGUGUUCGCCAUUUUGGCUGUGAGGUGGGAGCAGGGGCUGGUUUUGGUUUAUUGGGAGCUUCAUUGCACCCACCAGCAAGCAAUCAGAUCUGCAUACCCCCACCAAAAAAGGCCAGCGCUCUGCAGGGUCAGGAAGGGUGCCACUGCCCAGACAGGCCACCGGAGGGAGCCGCCUGCAAGUGUACCUGCAACUGCAAAGCAACUCAUUCUGAGUACACUAGACCCAUCUGCAGUCCCUGCGUGUGCUUGUGCGUACAUAUGUAUGUGUGUGUCUAUAUGCAUAUACAUAUAUAUGACAAGAUGCAUAUCUAAAGAAUAAGGAACUAUUGGCAUGAUAUUUCCAUUCCUCUUAUUAAGUGUUUUCCUUUUGAAAUUUCAUUUCUGAAUGUAGCAAGGUUUUUUCAGGGAACUAGGCUGCAAGAAUAUGUUCUCAGUUAAUAUCUUUUCUUCCCUAACUCCUGGCCCCUCAGGACCCCACCCCCACCCCACUGCUUCUCCUUCCUAGCCCUGCCGAGAUUCCCAAGGAGGAAGUCUGGGGAGGGAUGCUCGAGGCCUGGAGGCCUUACAAUUGGAACAUUUGCACUUUGAGACCCCUGCCUAUAGAGGAGAAAAACCUUUCAAUGGGAUUUUUUAUUUAAAAGGAAAAUACCAAAGUAUUGAUGAGAAUGGACCCCCUCCAGUAGGUGGAAGGGGAAUUUUUGUUUUGGCUUCCUUUGGUUUUGAUUCCAAUUCCAAAUCCUUCAUUCUGGCUGAUGGUUUUCUUUGUCUAACUCCUACUUCAAGAGCAUGAAGCACUGUGUGUGAGCUGUGGGUUCUACAGCCCCUGACCCGUCUAACCCAAUGGGUGGACCCAGAGUCCUUGGGAGAAGCCCUGGAAGAGCAGAGAGUGAUGGCCCCCAAUGCAAGACCAGAGUCCAACAGAAAACAACUGAAGAAGAGGGAUCAUCAAAACCCAAGAAGCUGGGCUGGAGGUAUGGCUCAGUGGCAGAGGCUGGCCUAGCAUGACAAGACCCAGCACCAAACCAAACAAAAAAACUCAAGAAGCUGACUUGAGGGAAACCAUCCAGACCCCAUCACCCUUGACACCACUGCCUGGGCUCCCACUCUGUGUUUUGGCAAAUGCCAGGAAGCACUCACUGGCCCGCCUCAGUGUCUCAGUGUCUGCUGCAGCACGGGUAGUGCCCCCCUGCCAGAGCACUCUCCCAAUCCUGGUCUUCUCAUCCAAAAGAAAAACAUAACCCACAAAGGCAUGGAUCUGUGUCGCUGCCACUUCCGGCAACAUUAGAGAAGCAAAGCCUCUUGGAGCAAUGGCAUUUUGUCAGUGUUGCUGUCAGUCUCAUCAUGCCAGUGAUUCAACUGGGGCCAUAGUGGUUGAACAAGGGGCAGGCAGGGCUCGGGACCAUCCAGGCAGGCAGGGCUGGUCAGCAGGCCAGGAGAGCUGGGCCUGGGGUUCCUGAGAUGGGUUCCCCAAGCGUCUCUCCUGGCAAAUGCAGGCACCCAGCACACCAAGCCUCGUAUUCCCCUAAAGAGCGAUAACCCAAGAGGAAAAUGCAGGGAACUCAGGAGUGAGAGGCUCCUGAUGUCUGGGACAGAUGCGCCCCUUUCCCAUGGAAGGCCAACACCCCCCUGUGCCUCCAGGUUCCAAGUGUGGACACCCACAGUGACACCAGUGAAAUGGGCAGCACUUUACCCAUGAGGUUCCUUUACCUUCUGAACUCACUGGUGUCACCCAUCACAGGGAGGUAACUGGGGUCUCACCACAGACCCCACAUAAGCCUAUUGCUUAGGGCUCAGCAUCCGGGACACAGGUGGAAGCCAAGGGGUGUACAAUGAGAAUAAAUGGAGCUCCCCAGGGAGCUGGGCCUGUCACACCCCCAUCCUGUACUGGAAGCCCAGUGGUAGCCUUGCCUCACCUCCCCAGCAUCCAUGCAAAUCCAAAAGAAAACAUGCUCUGCCCCAGCAUUCACACUAAUGCCAUGUCACCCCUGAGCAGGAGUAGUCAAAUCUCGGGCAAAAGAAUUUCAGUUAGAAGAGCAAAUCCCACUUUCCAAUGCCAGCUGCGGAUACCUUAAAGCCAUCCCUUUUUUCUAAAGGGCACAUUGAGAAUGUUACUCAUUUGUAAAUUGUUCCCUGAUGUCCUUGUUCAAA